AUGACGGUUAAAACACCUGGCACGCCUGGAUCAAAAAUAGACAAGACACCAAUGGUCACUCCAGGUGGGAACAGACCGAGGGAAGAGAAAAUCAUGGUGACUGUACGAUUAAGACCAUUGAACAAAAGGGAACAAUCUGCCAAAGACCAUGUUGCGUGGGAAUGCAUUGAUGAUCACACAAUUGUAUAUAAACCUUCCCUACGCGAACGUGUAGCUCAACCGGGCUCAUUCACAUUUGAUAAAGUCUUUGGUCCUGACUGUAUAACCGAAACAGUAUACGAGGAUGGAGUAAAGAAUGUAGCUUUAUCUGCUCUCAUGGGAAUCAAUGCAACCAUAUUUGCAUACGGCCAAACUAGCAGUGGAAAAACUUACACUAUGAGAGGAAUUACAGAGAAAGCUGUUAAUGAUAUAUACACACACAUAAUGAAUACUCCUGAACGAGAUUUCAGAAUAAAAAUAUCUGGCCUGGAAAUAUACAAUGAGAAUGUUCGGGACUUACUGAAUUCAGAGUGUGGCCGCAAUCUCAAGCUGUUAGAUGAUCCAGAGAAAGGAACCGUGGUCGAAAAAUUGGUGGAAGAGGCAGCAAAUGAUGAUCAACACUUACGAAGCUUAAUAAAUAUUUGUGAUAGUCAAAGACAAGUAGGUGAGACUGCUCUUAAUGACACUAGCUCUCGAUCACACCAAAUAAUAAGACUGACAAUAGAAAGUACACUUCGCGAUAACUCGGACACUGUGAGAUCUUACGUUGCAAGCUUGAACUUCGUAGAUUUAGCUGGGAGUGAAAGGGCUUCACAGACAAAUGCAGAUGGUGCAAGGCUUAGGGAAGGCUGCCACAUCAAUCUUAGUUUGAUGACUCUUACAACAGUAAUUAGGAAGCUCAGUGUGGGAAAACGAAGUGGUCAUAUACCCUACCGAGACUCGAAGCUCACACGCAUAUUGCAACAUUCACUGGGAGGAAAUGCACGGACUGCCAUCAUAUGCACAUUGAGUCCCGCAUCAAGUCAUGUUGAACAAUCUCGUAACACCCUAUACUUCGCUAGCCGAGCAAAGGAAGUGACCAAUAAUGCUCAAGUGAAUAUGGUAAUUUCAGACAAACAGCUUGUCAAGCAUUUGCAGAAAGAAGUAGCAAGGCUUGAAGCAGAACUACGCACACCAGAUCCAUCUAAUGAGAAAGAUUCCAAAAUUCGGCAGAUGGAGGUGGAAAUUGAGGAACUGAGGCGUCAAAGGGAUCUCGCACAAUCUCAGGCAGAUGAAUUAAGACAAAAACUUCAGGAGGAUCAGGGGUUAAAAUCAGAGUCACUUCGUCCGGUUGCAAAGAAGCUCUCUUUUUCUACGACUUUAUUACCAAAACUUGAAGGCAGAGAGCUAGGUUUCUGUGACAGAACAAGAAAUACAGUGGGAAGGCAGACAUUGAGGCAAUCAUCAACCGCACCUUUCACACUAAUGCAUGAAAUUCGGAAACUUGAACAUCUUCAGGAACAGCUAGGUGAAGAAGCCCAUCGAGCACUCGAGGUACUUCAGAAGGAGGUAGCCCAUCAUAGACAAGGUAACCAAGAUGCAGAAGUGACUUUUGCUAAGCUGCAAGCAGAGAUAGGGGAAAUGAGGGCUGUUCGGCCCGUCCCAAAAGAAGUUGAAGCUGAAAAUGUUGUCUCUGUUAACAAGAGUGUUAGUGCAAACCUGAAGGAUGAGAUAACCAGGCUUCACUCUCAGGGAAGUACCAUUGCUGAUCUUGAAGAGAAGCUAGAAAAUGUUCAGAGGUCAAUAGAUAAAUUAGUAAUGUCUCUUCCAGUAAACAACGAUCAACAAUCUAAUGCCGAUGCAACGCCUAAGACCAAGAAUCCAUCAAAAAAGAAGAAGUUGCUUCCAUUAGCUUCAAGUAAUAGCCUCAACAAGCAAAAUUUCUUGAAAUCUCCAUGUUCACCUAUAUCAGUUUCUCGGCAAGUAAUGGAUUCUGAGAUUGAAAAUAGAGCUCCAGAAUUUGACAAUGCUGUAUCUAGUGAAACUCUCCCAGUCUCUGAGAAAGAGACUCCUACAAAGAGUGAAGGUGGAGAUGUCUCAUCAAAGGAAAAUACUCCAUAUCGGCGUUCAAGUUCAGUCAACAUGAGGAAAAUGCAGAAGAUGUUUCAAAAUGCAGCAGAAGAGAAUGUUAGAAGCAUAAAAACAUACGUCACUGAACUUAAAGAACGUGUUGCCAAAUUGCAAUACCAGAAACAGCUUCUGGUUUGUCAGGUGCUUGAGCUUGAAGCAAAUGAAGCUGCCGGAUACAAUUUGGAGAAUGAUGAGAACAUGGUUGAGAUACAAGAGUCCCCAGCUUCAUGGCAUGUAACUUUCAGGGAGCAAAGGCAGCAAAUCAUUGAGUUAUGGGAUGUUUGCCAUGUCUCCAUCAUUCACAGAACGCAGUUUUAUCUGCUAUUCAAGGGGGACCCUUCUGACCAGAUAUACAUGGAAGUCGAGCUUAGGCGCUUAGCAUGGCUGCAGCAGCACCUAGAGGAGGUCGGAAAUGAAAGUCCAGCUCGUAUGGGAAAUGAGCCCACAAUCUCAUUAUCUUCAAGUCUUAGAGCAUUAAAGAGGGAAAGAGAGUUUCUUGCAAAGAGGUUGACUACGCGUUUGUCAGUGGAGGAAAGAGAUGAACUAUAUUUAAAAUGGGAAGUUCCAUUGGAAGGAAAACAAAGGAGAAUGCAGUUCAUAAAUAAACUCUGGACCAAUCCUCAUGAUGAAAAGCAUAUACAAGAGAGUGCUGACAUAGUCGCAAAGCUUGUGGGAUUAAGUCAAGGUGGAAAUAUGUCGAAAGAAAUGUUCGAACUUAACUUUGUGCUUCCAUCUGAUAAGAGGCCAUGGUUUGUGGGAUGGAACCAGAUAUCGGAUAUGCUUCACUUGUGA
Fraxinus pennsylvanica is the source of this 2880-nucleotide messenger RNA. NCBI's taxonomy places the organism in Eukaryota, Viridiplantae, Streptophyta, Magnoliopsida, Lamiales, Oleaceae. The record is from the annotation of a GenBank genome assembly.